Molecule: messenger RNA, 1056 nt
Organism: Cariama cristata (Red-legged seriema)
Lineage: Eukaryota; Metazoa; Chordata; Aves; Cariamiformes; Cariamidae
Product: keratinocyte proline-rich protein-like
Exons: 2
Coding region: 1-1056 (351 amino acids)
Source: RefSeq, a predicted model, not a curated record
AUGUCUUUGAAUCAAAUGCAAAUCAAGCAGGAAAUCACGCUCCCACCCGGCCUGAGCAAAACGGUUUCAAAGCAAAGCCAAGAGCCCGUGCCAUGCACUGAGCCUGUCCCAUGUCCACAGCAGCAACCUGAAGACCAAGUCCCAACAUCUUGCCCAGAACCAGUCCCAGUAGAAGUGGUACCAUGCCCAGAAAAAACAGUGCCAUUGCCAACAUCGGUGGUGGAACCAGGCAAGGGAGAAACACCAGUGGUUGUAAUACCCCAGUGUCCACCCCAGGAGCAGCAGCAGCAACAGCAAAGCAAGCUACCACCAACGUUCCCGCCAGCAUCGUGCCCUGAGCCUGUCCCAUGCCCCAAUGAGAAAUCAGCGUGCAAAGAGCUGCCUGAGAUCCCUGUACCAGAUCCUGUUACCUGCUCAGAGGAUGCAGCGUGUCCCCAGGAGAAGCAGCAGUGCAAGGAGAUCCCAGUGCCAAUCCCUGUUCCAUGCCCUGAACCUGCACCGUGUCCCCAGCAGAAGCAGGAGUGCAAGGAGAUCCCUGUGCCCACCCCAUGCCCUCCAGAGAAGCAGGAGUGCAAGGAAACCCCUGUGCCAAUCCCUGUUCCAUGCCCUGAACCCACACCAUGCGCCCAAGAGAAGCAGCAGUGCAAGGAGAUCCCGGUGCCGAUCCCUGUUCCAUGCCCUGAACCCUGUCCCCAGGAGAAGCAGGAACACAAGGAGAUCCCUGUGCCAAUCCCUGUUCCAUGCCCUGAACCCACACCAUGUGCCCAAGAGAAGCAGCAGUGCAAGGAGAUCCCUGUGCCAAUCCCUGUUCCAUGCCCUGAACCUGAACCAUGUCCUCAGGAGAAGCAGGAGUGCAAGGAGAUCCCUGUGCCAGUCCCCGUCCCGUGCCCUGAACCCGUGCCAUGUCCUCAGGAGAAGCAGGAGUGCAAGGAGAUCCCCGUGCCCAUCCCUGCUCCCUCCCCUGAGCCAGGGAAGUGCUCCCUUCCAGAGAAGCAUCCUCCCAUCGAGCAGCAGCAGGUGAAGCAGCCCAACCAGUGGCCACCUAUGCAGAAGUAA